Messenger RNA from Melospiza georgiana, 3476 nucleotides. It is a transcript of the gene UTS2, whose product is annotated as urotensin 2. The coding region runs from base 2660 to 3025 and encodes 121 amino acids. Gene Ontology annotation, molecular function: hormone activity. The transcript is spliced from 4 exons. The record is from RefSeq and is a predicted model, not a curated record. Gene Ontology annotation, biological process: regulation of blood pressure; blood vessel diameter maintenance. NCBI's taxonomy places the organism in Eukaryota, Metazoa, Chordata, Aves, Passeriformes, Passerellidae. Gene Ontology annotation, cellular component: extracellular region.
GUUCAGGAACUUGGGCAGAACUUGGGAUCUACUGUAAUACUUACUUUGUUCAGUAAUUUAUCUACUGUAAUACUUAUUUUGUUCAGUAAUUUAUCUACUGCAAUAAUUUUACUACUGUAAUUUAUCUACCAACUGCUGCCCUGAGGCACUUCCAAACCGAAAUAAGCACAAAGAAGCACUUUGAAAACCUUCCCACAAAAUACUGCAGAAGAAUUUGAAAUAAAUUCCCAAGUUUUCAAAGUGCCAUUCCCAUUGAGUUCCCUCUCCCAUGGAUCCAGGGCUCUGUACCUUUGCUUGGGAUGAGCUGUUUCCUUGCUUGGCACAACGAUGACGUUGGCACUGUCACCCCAGAGAGAUGCCUUUGACAUUUUGGGAGAGCAAAGAGUGGCUGAGUGACAAAGGAGAGUGGCUGAGUGACACCUCCAGCCCAAAGCAGAGGCAAUGAUCCCUGGGCAGGCUGCCCAAGCUGAGCAUGACGCACUCCAGGAGGCUCUGAGGUGCUGAAUCUUCCUUGAGAAAAGACAAAGGACAGCAGCUGCUGGUCAGUGCUUCAUUAGCUUUCCUUGAGGAUGCCUAGGGUGAAUAUUGAUAAUACCAUUGUCAUUGAUGGUUCACUGAAGGAGAAGCAUUUGUACAGAGCAUCCAGCACCAACAGUGAGAUCAUGCAUCAAAUCAGAGCUAAUUACUGUCUGCAGUUUUGGAACAAGAGCUGCAUGACUCAGAUGAGGAGAGAGAAUUCCUCUCUUGCUGCUUAUCUCUCUCACAGGGAAGCACAGGGAAAGGGCAAUAAAACACAUUAGGUUAAUUCUGUGGAGAAAUUCUUUUGUCAUAAGCAUUCAGUUCAGCAAAGAGAAGUGUGGAGAAAAAGGAUUUGUAGUACAGAUAUUUGUUCAAUAGUCAAGGCAAGUCAAAUGCCAGCCCUCUCUGUGCACAGAAGAGAAGUUUAGGCUGGCAGGACCUCUGCAGGUCCUUCCCCACCUGCCCAACACCCACCUGUGCACUCAGGUGAGAGCAUUUGAACACACACAGGGAUGCCAAAGGCAUUAUCAAGCUUAAUUUUGAAAUUCUGUCCCAUUCCAUCCUUGGAUCUAUUCAAACCUGACUAGCCACACUCCUGGACCAGCUGUCCUGGCUGACCCUGCUUGGAGCAGGGGAAUUGGAGUAUGAGAUUCCCAGAUUUCCAACUUCAACCUCCUUCAGAGCCCACUGUGUUUAGCCCACCCAUGGGGGGCUUGCUCCCCUGAGUUACACCUGCAGCAGAAAUACUUCUGUUCUGUAUGACUGAUGCAGCCAAUUUGAAAUUAGUCUUAGGAGUCACAGGAUGUAAAAUAUAAAAAUUAAUCUUCAACAGGAAAUGUGAAUAAAGGAAAAAGAUGAAAAGCAGGGAAGUUCACAUCUUUUGCAACUUAAACUUAUCACAAAAUUCAGCAUAAGGAAACAACUUUAGUAACACUAGUUGGAUUUCAUAGUAUUUUGAAGAGCAUCUGAAGACAAAAGCAUUUGAGUAGAGAGGCAGAAAAGUAACACACCAUAAUUUGUUGCAAAGAGGCAUUAUCUUCUCACCAUUAAAAGGAAAGAAUAUUGCCAUGAAAUUACCUUGUUUUUGUUAUUUUCAAGGCUCUAUACAGUUGGAUAAGACACUGCAUAGAGAAUGGAGGGGAGAGACCAGUCCAGUCAGUCCUUGCUCUAUGAUAUGAUAAAUCAAAUUUUAAGUAAAGGAAACAAAAUAGGCUAGAUGGAAGGAAAGAAGGACUAAAGUGAUGAGAUGACAUAAGGCAACUCCUGUGGCAGCAUUAGGCAAAAGCAAUGGGCAAACAGGGGAAAAACCUUGCUAACACACUCAGAAUUAAGUAGUUAGUUCCAACUGAAAGAGAAGAUAAGUGAAAUGGAAAAUGGUCUUCCAGUCUACAGAGGGACCUGUGUUUAACAUCAACCCAAGUAGUUUAUAUGUACCAAGAAGUCUCCAGAUGGAAGCUGCACUUUCUCUGCCAAGACAAUUCUCUAGGGCACCAUUGGAUGAGGUCUUCCCAAAUAAAUAGGUGUGAAAUUUUGCAAGGGGGAGCAAAACAAAUUUAAAAAUUGAAUUCUCCUAGUAUUACCUAUGUAAGUUAACAAGCUUUUUCAACUCCCUCUCUUUUUUACUUUUUUUUCUGGCACAACAAAUACAACACAACACAUUCAUCCAUCUCACAAAAGAGAGAGGAAAAUAAAAAAGUGCAUUUCAUAUCAGAUGCUUUGCGUCAGGACUGCUGAGGCUCAUAAAUCAGCUGUCUAUUGCCCUGGUCAUUUCAACCAACGUCUGACCCUUUGUUAACUCAUGAUUUAUAACUCAAAGUUACUUUUUUUUAAAUGCCAGAUUUAUAAACUUUACUGUGCUUGGUUUGAUAUAAUAUCCAUUUUGUACACCAAGCUAUAAGACAGUAAAUUUAUUGUCUAUGAACUGUUACCUUGAAAAAUUACAUCAAUGCAAAGUGGUUUCCAUUUAGAAUCAAUGGGCAAUAAAUUCAUUGGAUUUUUUUCUGAAGGGGGGAGAGAACAUGAUGGUGUUUAUGAGGUCAUGAGUGGCUAUAUAAUGGGAGAAACUGGGAGCUGAGGCUACAGUUAGCCAGGAGUUCUGAGUUCCAGGGUUAGACACAACAGAACAUCCAACACAGCAAAGAUGCAUAAACUGAUACUCUGCUGUCUCAUUAUCAUCUGCUUCUCCUGUCCUCUCUUGUCUCUCCCCAUCAUCAAUGCCAGUGAGAUGUCUUACCAACACUCAGCUGAUGAAGACUCGAGGUCAAACCUGGAGAGGUUGGGCAGCUCCUCCCUGCUCCAGCUCCUGCCAGAGCUCCUGGGGACCCUGAGUGAGGACAGCAAAGCAGGUCUUACCCCCAGCAACUACAACCCAGGGGAAAAUAUCAAAGAGAAUUUCUACAGGAACCAUCCUCAAAAUGCUUUCCUGGGCCGCCUCCUGACCAAGGACAGGAAACAGUACAAGAAACGUGGGAAUCUUUCUGAGUGCUUCUGGAAAUAUUGUGUGUAAACAGGGAACUCCCUGACUGGCUGCAUAAUUUAUACAGAUGGCUGAAAACAUGUAUAUAGAUGAGCUUGAUUCAAAAUGGGAAUGAAGAACCAUGAAGGCAGCACCUAACUUUAGACUCUCUGCUACCUGGAAAUGAAUAAAUUCUUGAUGUUUUGCAAUUAUGUUGUGAGCAAUGUAGUAAUUUUUUUAGAGCUCAGCACAGCAGGAAGGAAGUAAUGGGAGGAAGAGAGAAAUACACAACACAAAGAGAACUUGGGCAGGGGAAGCAAAAUUCCCACGGGGUUCUGUGAAAACUCCCAGAAGAGUUCAACUGUGUCCAAGUCCAGAGGCAAAGGGACUUUCUCCUUUGUCACUCAUGUAGAUUGAGGUGCCAGGAAGAAGAGUCAUUGCUGCAUUCCCUGAAGAUGUUGAGCAGGUAAGGGAUGGCAGCUUAACAAUGCCCAGUCCCCUC